Molecule: messenger RNA, 1934 nt
Organism: Stegodyphus dumicola
Lineage: Eukaryota; Metazoa; Arthropoda; Arachnida; Araneae; Eresidae
Product: dermonecrotic toxin StSicTox-betaIB1i pseudogene
Source: RefSeq, a predicted model, not a curated record
AUGAAGUAUUUCAUUUAUUUCCUUGUGUUGACGAACGUGCCUUCACACUGUGAUAAAAGUGCUAAUAGAAGACCGUUUUAUGUAAUAGGACAUAUGGUUAAUUCCAUUGAUGAAGUAACGUAUUUCUUGAGCAGUGGUGCUAAUGUUUUAGAAUUGGAUGUAGCAUUUUUUAACAACGGUUCAAUACAUCAAGUGUUUCAUGGAGUGCCAUGUGAUUGCAUGAGAUCUUGCACACAGAAAUCUGAUUUUUCAAAUUAUCUGCAAUUUGUUCGCUCUAUCACGACACCUAGCGUCGGCAAAUAUUUCAACCAAUUAACUCUUUUGUAUUUUGACCUGAAACUGGCUAACGUUUACGAUAAAUUUGAAGCUGGCCAGCAAUUAGCUCAACAUAUUUAUGAAGAUCUGUGGGAAACCGAUAGUAAGAACAUGAUGAAAGUUGUUGUAAGCAUCAACAGCAUUUAUAAUCAAGACGUCAUUAGAGGUUUUCUUCAGCGGUUUCGAGAAUUAAAUCUGACUACUCUGUUGAACGAUUAUGUUGCUUUCGAUGGAGGAAUAAGCGACUUAAGCCUAAUCGAAGAAAUGUGGGAAAGACAUGGACUGAAAAACAGCAAUAUUUGGCAAGGAGAUGGCACCACUAAUUGUUUUAGUCAAUUGUAUCCUGACACACGUCUGCAACAAGCACUUAAUGCUAGAGAUUCAAACAGCAGUUCAUUCGAUAAAGUAUACCAUUGGACAAUAGACAGCAAACAGCGCAUGCGCUCAUCUCUCGAUAUGGCAGUUGAUGGAAUUAUAACUAAUGCACCUGCAGUUUUAAAAGAUAUUAUAGAAAACGAAGAUCCCUAUACGCAACAAUUUAGUUUAGCAACUAUUCAAGAAAACCCUUUUCAGAAAUUCUUUUCUGAUACAUCUUCAGCUUCACUUAAAUGUUCAUAAAUAUCUAAUUCAAAAAUUUAUACGCUAUUGGUACAUACAUUCUUAGAAGCUACUGUAUUAGGUUUGCUCAACAGAUAAUUCACAAAGGCUAUUAGAAGAUUAAACAACUGUUUUAGAACCAUUUUUCUCGCUAAUUUACACUAAAAUUGGCUUUUAUAAUUUUUAUUUAAUGAAAAAGAUUAGAGUAAAAAGUGAGACUUCAGUAGGCUUAUGUACAUAGCUUACAAAAAAUGACCCCUAAUUUUAUUUCUGUUGUCAGCUGCUACAAAGACUUCAAGUUUGGAUCAUACUUUCAAAGUAAAUACUAAAAUGUUCUCAACAACAUAACACUUAAAACUCAUUUUCUAGAAAACGAAGAUCCCUAUACGCAACAAUUUAGUUUAGCAACUAUUCAAGACAACCCUUUUCAGAAAUUCUUUUCUGAUACAUCUUCAGCUUCACUUAAAUAUUCAUAAAUAUCUAAUUCAAAAAUUUAUACGCUAAUGGUACAUACAUUCUUAGAAGCUACUGUAUUAGGUUUGCUCAACAGAUAAUUCACAAAGGCUAUUAGAAGAUUAAACAAUCGUUUUAGAACCAUUUUUCUCGCUAAUUUACACUAAAAUUGGCUUUUAUAAUUUUUAUUUAAUGAAAAAGAUGAGUAAAAAGUGAGACUUCAGUAGGCUUAUGUACAUAGCUUACAAAAAAUGACCCCCAAUUUUAUUUCUGUUGUCAGCUGCUACAAAGACUUCAAGUUUCGAUCAUACUUUCAAAGUAAAUACUAAAAUGUUCUCAACAACAUAACACUUAAAACUCAUUUUCUUUCAGAAAAUGCGAUCAAAAUAAUUCAGUUGAGGAAAUUUUGCUUAGCUGUUACUUUUUGUCUUUGAAAAAGAACAGGUAAACUGAGUUUAGUAUUCAGAACAAAUUCUCAUUUGUUGAAAUAAAGUUUCACUAAGCUACCAUUAUAAUCAUAUUUAAAUUACUUUCUGUGUUCGCAGUGAUUGUAUUUCUUAAAUUAUAGA